GCUCUUUCUUUGAUUCAUGCUUCUAGAUUUCUUCGGCGGUGUUCUUGUGAUCGGUGGCUGAUCUUGCACUUUACCACUCCGACUUUCAUCACAUUCACGACAGGAGCAUGUCGGCGGCGACACGAUUACCUGCGGUAGCAGGCGCCCUAACUGCCGCCGGCGGAGCUAUUGCUUUCUUUUCGCAUCCAGCCGUUCAGGCCUUCUUCACUGAACAUUUUGGAGCAAGUGCAGGCAGCAAAAUGCUCAAAGUCCUCGCCGGCGCAUUCGCAUUGGCCAACCUCAAGAACCUCCCAGGUUUCUGGCACAUCCGAGUACUUCGUGGCAUCAUCUACCAGAUCUACUUCCAGAAGCGAGCGAUACCGCCCAAACACAUUUUCGCCCCAUUGAUCACACAGUCGAGGAAUACGAUAUGGGACUGCGACUACAACAUCCACAAGAGCAACAGCACUUAUUUCGCCGACCUUGACGUAGGACGAGCACACGCUGUCGGUGCUAUUAUCAGAACUGGGCUUGCUCGCUUGAAUGCAGGUGAUCAAGAGGGACUCCCGAGGUCCAACGUGGAAGCAAAGGGAAAAUAUGUCGUGGCUUUGGGAGCCGUGUCGUGCUUCUUCCAACGACAAAUCGAGCCGUUCCAGGCCUUUGAGGUGUACACCCGAGUACUGAGCUGGGAUCGCAAAUGGUUGUAUACUGUUUCACACAUUGUACAAAAGGGCAAGAUCAAGCCAGAUAGCUAUGUGUUGCAGCCUUGGAAGAACAGCAAGAUAAGGAAACAGAAGCAAGAGCAGAACGGAGAAGAGGACUUGACAAAAUACAUUUUCGCGACAAGCUUGGCGAGAUACGUGUUCAAGAAGGGAAGGCUGACGAUUAACCCGGAAAUCGUGCUGGAGAGGUCUCGGUUACUGCCACCGAGACCCGCCGGUGUUGGUUUCCCACCAAGAGCAGAGGCCGGUGAUUCACUCGAUCCUACUGCCACACCUUUCACACCUGCCACCCCGGCGACCAAUAUGGGAGAGAGCGCAGUGAUUGUAGGCGAGGAGGUGGACAGCAAGCUGGAAGGUUUUAAAAGUAAAGAGGGCGACGACGACUGGACUUGGGACGACAUGGAAAAGGAACGACUCAGAGGCUUGGAGCUUGCCAGUCAUUUUGAUGCUUUGAACGCUUGCCAUGGCGAGCUUCGGGCAGGCGAUGUGCUUGGAAAAUAUGGCGAUUACUGGUGAGCGGUUUUGCGGACACAAGGACACAGCCAGCGAGUAUACAAGUAGACGAGAUACCCGGCAGCGGAAUGCCAUGUACCAAUAAAUAUUGAGAAGACCAUAGUGCCGCAAAGGCUGUCUGAAGCUGGAA
Molecule: messenger RNA, 1344 nt
Organism: Cercospora beticola
Lineage: Eukaryota; Fungi; Ascomycota; Dothideomycetes; Mycosphaerellales; Mycosphaerellaceae
Source: RefSeq, a predicted model, not a curated record